UUAUUAUUCCACCGCCACCAUCUUCAUUAUACUUUCCUUAUUCAAUUAUUCGAUUCAUCUUCUUCCUGUUCACGCUUCAACUUCACCCAAAAUAGAAUCAUCCAAAUUCAAAAAAAAUCUUUUAAAUUUUAAACUAUAGACUUAGAUCAUUUUCUUAAAAAAGAAAGAAAAUUAAAAAAUGAAUUCGAUUCAUUUGAUUAACACUCUCGCACUCAGUGCUCCGCAUCGGUUCCCUUUACCUCAAAUCCAUUAUUCUUCGCUUCCUUCUUCCGCCGUAACGAAACGGCGUUUCGCGCCUUCCGCUAGGUUCCGUCUCGUCUCAGCGCAAACUGUGAAUUCAGUACCGCGCGCGAAUGGAAGUUAUACGGUUUCAGAUUUCAUGACGAAGAAGCAGAAUUUACAUGUUGUUAAAACCUCCACAUCCGUUGAUGAAGCUCUGGAGGCUCUCGUUAGGAACAGAAUCAGUGGUCUUCCUGUAGUUGACGACGACUGGAAUCUGGUUGGAGUUGUUUCAGAUUAUGACUUGUUAGCAAUUGAUACAAUAUCAGGUGGUUCUCAAUGUGGUGCAGGCUUAUUUCCUGAUGUCGACAGUACUUGGAAAACAUUCAACGAGAUACAAAAGCUUCUUAGCAAGACUAAUGGCAAAGUUGUUGGUGAUUUGAUGACUCCAAGUCCACUUGUUAUUCAUGAAUCCACUAGUCUGGAGGAUGCUGCUAGGUUGUUGCUUGAAACUAAAUACCGUCGACUGCCUGUGGUAGACAAAGAUGGAAAGCUGGUUGGACUUAUUACAAGGGGAAAUAUUGUUAAGGCGGCUCUGCUGUCAAAGAGCUCUACUGAGAGGCUCCCAUAGUUUGACAAACACAUGUUUCGAGUGCUCCAUAUCUUUAGUAUAGUCAUAGUCAUAGUCAUAGUCAUAGUCAGGUGGAUAUUUUGACUAUUAAAAAUGCAUUUAUCAGCCCAAAAGGGGAGCUGAAGGUAACUCUUGAUAGCCUUCUGAGACCUUUAAAGUGGGUGGUUAAUACUUAAUAGUUAAUACCAUUUAAGAGGAAAGUGAGUUAUCAAUCUCCUUACUCCAUAUUGUUUCUUUGCAUUCGAUUCUUUAGGGCUUAAAGACAGUAUAUCCAGUUAAUCUUUGUAUAGAUCUGUUAAAUCUUUAUAGGUAUUGGGAUUGUAAUGGAUCAUUUUGAGCACUGUAUUAAACAAAAUUAUACUGUGAAUUGGUUAGCAUUUUGAAUUAGAUAUUAUAUGAUGUCCGGACUUCUCGUCCUCGUUCAUAUUCUAUCA
Molecule: messenger RNA, 1284 nt
Organism: Vicia villosa (hairy vetch)
Lineage: Eukaryota; Viridiplantae; Streptophyta; Magnoliopsida; Fabales; Fabaceae
Product: CBS domain-containing protein CBSX2, chloroplastic-like
Exons: 8
Coding region: 179-850 (223 amino acids)
Source: RefSeq, a predicted model, not a curated record